This is a messenger RNA of Hibiscus syriacus, 1473 nucleotides long. Its product is annotated as CBL-interacting serine/threonine-protein kinase 14-like. NCBI's taxonomy places the organism in Eukaryota, Viridiplantae, Streptophyta, Magnoliopsida, Malvales, Malvaceae. The record is from RefSeq and is a predicted model, not a curated record. The transcript has a single exon. Gene Ontology annotation, molecular function: ATP binding; protein kinase activity. The coding region runs from base 137 to 1447 and encodes 436 amino acids. Gene Ontology annotation, biological process: protein phosphorylation; signal transduction.
GAAAGAAAAUCAAGUCUCACCCAUUAUCCAAUUCUCUCAUAAAUCGAAAUUUGCAGUUCAAGUUUCUCUCUUUCCUUCAUUUGUUUUUGUUAACACUUUAAGAGUAAGAACAAGUUUCAGUCUUUGAAUCAAGAAAAUGCCCGAGGUUGAAGACGCGGCGAGCUCCAGUGGAGCAAGCGAGUUGUCGGAAAUCUCAUCGGAGAUAACCCUGUUCGGAAAAUACGAGAUCGGGAAGCUGCUUGGAUGUGGUGCAUUCGCAAAAGUUUACCACGCGCGCAACGUCGACACCGGGCAGAGCGUGGCGAUCAAGGUCGUCAGCAAGAAGAAAGUUUACAAAGGCGGGUUCAUGGCGCAGGUUAAGAGGGAGAUAGCUAUCAUGCGCAGGUUGCGCCACCCGAACAUCGUCAAACUCAUAGAGGUGUUGGCUACCAAGGCCAAGAUUUAUUUCGUCAUGGAAUUCGCCAAAGGCGGGGAGUUGUUCACGAGGGUUUCGAGGGGUCGUUUCAGCGAAGAUCUCAGUCGUCGGUAUUUCCAGCAGUUGAUCUCCGCCGUCAGGUUCUGCCACUCGAGAGGCGUUUACCACCGCGAUUUGAAACCGGAGAAUCUCCUCCUCGACGAGAAUUGGAACUUGAAAAUUACGGAUUUCGGACUCAGCGCGUUCACGGAUCAGAUCCGACCCGACGGCCUCCUCCAUACUUUAUGCGGUACACCAGCGUACGUGGCGCCGGAGAUUCUGGCGAAGAAAGGAUACGACGGCGCCAAAAUCGACGUAUGGUCAUGCGGCAUCGUUUUGUAUGUUCUCCACGCCGGAUAUCUACCGUUCAACGAGCCCAAUCUGAUGGCGAUGUACCGUCGUAUUUAUAAAGGCGAAUUCCGGUUCCCGAAAUGGACGUCUCCUGAUCUCCGACGAUUUAUAUGCCGGCUUUUGGACAUUAAUCCUGAAACAAGGAUCACCGUCGACGAAAUCAUCAACGAUCCUUGGUUCAAGAAAGGUUACAAAGAGACUAAAUUCCACGCCGAGGAUUUCGAAUUGAAAGGAGAUAGUACCCAGAGCGCCACCAACUGCUUAAACGCCUUCCAUUUAAUCUCAUUCUCGACCGGUUUCGACCUCUCCGGUUUGUUCAAAGAGUUCGACUUCUCCGUACGAAGAGAGCAGUUUGUGUCGGAGGAGAAACCGGAGAGGAUAAUAUUGAGAAUCGAAGAAGAGUUCCGGAGAAUCGAGAACGUGAAGGUUAGGAAAAGGAAAGAGAGAGGGGUGUAUUUGGAAGGGCAAGAUAGUAAUUUUAUCCUCAUCGUGAAUGUUCAUCAGUUGACGGAAAAUUUAGUGGUGGUGGAGAUACGGCGGCGGGAGGUCAACCUUGGUCCGAGCGGUGAUCUUUGGGAAGAUAAGCUCAGACCGAAACUUUUCGAUAUCAUAUAUGAACCGGAAACGGUGAAUGUUUCAUAACCAUUAAUAGAGUACUAUUAUUCUAA